AGCUUCCUGGUUGUAAACUGCUUGAGACUGCUGACAGCCAGGCAACUUCAAAAGCAGCCAGGAGCGACUUUCUUGCUAACUUUGGGAAGGAAUUCAAAAAUGCUGAAAGGUGCAGAUGAUUCUGUUAUGGAGUAGGAGGACUCUGCUUCCUGACAUAAAGAAAUGGCGAGUUGGGAUAUCAAUGACAUCAAACUUCCUCAGCAUGUGAGCCACACAGACUGGUUUCAAGAAUGGCCAGAUUCCUAUGUAAAACAUAUCUAUAGCUCAGAGGAUAAAAAUGCUCAGAGGCACUACAGCAGCUGGGCAAUGAGAAACACCAACAACCACAACUCUCGCAUCUUAAAAAAGUCCUGCCUUGGGGUGGUGGUUUGUGGCAAUGACUGCUCUACCUUGGAUGGGAGGAAGAUCUACCUAAGACCAGCCAUAUGUGAUAAAGCCAGGCAAAAACAACAGCGGAAAUGCUGCCCAAACUGCAAUGGACCUCUGCGACUCCUUUCCUGCCGAGGCCAUGGUGGUUACCCAGUUACCAACUUUUGGAGGCAUGAAGGCCAAUUCAUAUUUUUCCAGUCCAAAGGAGCUCAUGACCACCCACGUCCAGAAACAAAACUAGAAGCAGAAGCAAGAAGAUCAAUGCAAAAAGCAAAGACAGCUUUUUCUCCAUCUUCUCUAAGACUAAAAAGAAUCCAGGAGAUUGAGGUAACUCUUGCUAUUGGUCAAUGA
Messenger RNA from Pseudopodoces humilis (Tibetan ground-tit), 720 nucleotides. RefSeq names its product GCM transcription factor 1 (gene GCM1). The record is from RefSeq and is a predicted model, not a curated record. Gene Ontology annotation, biological process: gliogenesis; regulation of transcription by RNA polymerase II. Gene Ontology annotation, cellular component: nucleus. Lineage: Eukaryota; Metazoa; Chordata; Aves; Passeriformes; Paridae. Gene Ontology annotation, molecular function: DNA-binding transcription activator activity, RNA polymerase II-specific; RNA polymerase II cis-regulatory region sequence-specific DNA binding.